GCAGACUCUAUCUAUGGUCCUAAGAAAAAAGAAAAAGUACUAUUUAUUCUAAUAUCUUAAUAAAAAAAAAAUUGUGUCAAAAAUCAUAUCAAACCAAUAUACCUAGUUAUUUGGAACAAUUAUAUAUUUUUAUUUACUUACAAAGCUCUACAUGUAAUCAUGUUUUGUCCUCAUAAAAAUUCUUACCUCCAACUUGUAUGCGCUGUGAAUCCGCGAAUAAUUAACAAGGCUGUUGAUCAAGCUAUGCAGAGAGAACAUUUCGAUCCUCAUACAGAGUUACCGCCAGCUCAACGAUUAGAAUCUAUGCAACCAUCUCUAUACGCCCCACAUGUGGACAUAACGAGGGCUCAACUCGGCUUUGGACGGAUUGGACUCAGACUUAUAAACCGAGCUUUACAUUCACAUGAUAACUUGGUGCAGUUACAAGCAUUGCAUAGUGUGCUCGACCAGGUACAAAUAUCAGAAAACGCAAUGUUUCUUAUCAACUUGCAGCUUGUAUACCGUUUAAUUGAUCUGAUGCUAGACCAAGAUCCGAUCAUUAAGAAAAAGGUUUGUCUGAUACUCAGCCGUCUGGCGACAUACUACCAGGGUCGAAGGCGCAUCAUGUCCAGACCAGUCAUUGUUGAGAACCUAAUGAGACUUAUCAUGAGAGACCGGAAAGAAAUACGGUACGCGGCAUCCUAUACGUUGAAGACUUUAGCGAGAGACAGGUGCGCGUGCGAGGUAAUAAUGCAAAAUGAACAAGUCGUUGAGGAUCUUUUGAAAAUGGUGAAGAGUGAUCAUACCGGAAUUGUUGUUUUACAUCUGGCUACACUGACCAAUCUCGCUGAAUGGGACCCGACUAGGGCAUUGAAAGCCAACGCUUUUCAGAUCAUGCUAACACUGUUCGAGAAUAAGGAUCCGAGGAUAGUAAGCGGUGCUAUGGACUGCAUGUCACAGCUGUGUAAACACGACGUUGGCAAAGUUCUAGCAGAUGAUUACGACUUGACAUUUGUUUUGAGACGGUUCCUAAAGUCUUCUCAAAUCGAGGUGAUAAUUAGCGCAACUGGUCUUAUGUGCUACACAACGUUGACUACGCGCUCCAAAUGGCGAGCUAAAGAAUCCUGCAACGAGUUGACUAAACUCUUAGUUAAUUUAUGCUGCACCCCAAACUUACCCCUGUUGCAAAUUAGAUGUAUGCAAGUGUUGAUAAAUCUCUGCGACUCCCCAGAUAUCAGGCAUCACAUGAAAGUCUAUUGGGAGAAGAAGGUCAAGACGAUAAAUGUAAGGACCCACGAGGAGUGGGAUGGGACGUCGGAAACGUCCAGUUAUGGGUUAGAAACUGCCCACAACUACAGGACGAUGUGCAUAGAAAAGGUCGAGACCAUAAAAAAUGACUUUGGUGAUAACGCCCAGGUUGUGAAUGUGCAUAGCUAUUUGAGAAGAAUACGAGAGGUAAAAGAACAUUUGCUGCAAGCAAUCAAUUGGAAAUCUUACAAAAAUUAAAAAAUAACCCUUAAAAUAUAACUCACAGAGUUGAAAAUUUGUUAACAUUAAUAUUUCUAAUAACCAAUCGGUUAUCCAAUAUUAUUUGUAUUUGGAAUAUUUUAAAUCAAACAACUGUAAAUAUUUAUUUAUUUAAUUGUUUAAAAUUUUUAAAACAAAAAUACAUUUAUAAGUCACUAGUUGAGCUACAUUUGGUUUCAUUAAAUACACUUUUGUGCCUUCUAUGGCGGAGUUAAAGCUAUUCAUGCAAAUUUCAAUUGAA
Molecule: messenger RNA, 1747 nt
Organism: Galleria mellonella (greater wax moth)
Lineage: Eukaryota; Metazoa; Arthropoda; Insecta; Lepidoptera; Pyralidae
Exons: 3
Coding region: 160-1485 (441 amino acids)
Source: RefSeq, a predicted model, not a curated record